Molecule: messenger RNA, 426 nt
Organism: Rotaria sordida
Lineage: Eukaryota; Metazoa; Rotifera; Eurotatoria; Philodinida; Philodinidae
Source: the annotation of a GenBank genome assembly
AUGCCACAGCGUAUUCUUCAGCACCGAUCGAUUGAACAGAUUGCACAACAGCAGCAGGGACAGAUUGAACAGGAACAACGAAAGAUUAUGGAACAGCAACAACAAAUCGCAAAACAACAACAACAAUUCACACAACAACAAGAACAGAUUGCAUUGGAACAGCAACAGGAACAUAUUACGAAACAACAACAAAUUUCACAACAACUGGAACAAAUUAGACAACAACAACAAAAAAUUGUACAUCAACAACAGCAAAUUGCACAGCAACAAAUUACAGAGCAAUAUCAACAUAUUGUGCAGCAACAACAACAAAUUGCACAACAACAGCAAGAGAAUGCACAAAAUCAACAAAAAAUUGCAAAACAACAACAAGAAAUUGCACAGAUGCAACAAAAAUUUGCACAAAUACAACAACAACUACAGUAG